AUGCCCCCAGAUCAUCUCACGCGGCUACUCGCUCAGCCGCAUUGCCGUCACGAUGCUUCAACUUGUCGACACGACCCGCGGCGGCAUUGCCAGCGGCGGCUUCAACGGAUCUUUGUCAUCGCGGCGCUCGUCGCGCUCCUUGCGUCGUCACCGCUGCCAGCCACGGUGCGCGCCGGCGUCAUCCAGCCGCUGCCGGGGCUCGCCACGGCCGAUGACGUGGCGCUUGCUGAGAAGGCGGCGCUGCUGUCGCUGGCGGCAGCGCUGGGCGGGCACGCGGCGUUCCGGUGGGCGGGGUGGGUGAACGCGUCGCAGGGGCUGUCGGUGCAGCAGAGCAAGCCGUGCGUGCAGUUCUGGGAGUUCCUCUCCUGCGACUCGCACGGCCGCGUCUCCAGCAUCAACAUUGCCAACCCCACUUUAGCCGUCAUCAAUGCGUCGUGGGCCAAUCAGAAGACGCCAGGUGGCUUAAAGGGGUCGAUCCCCUGGGAUUCCCUCACGGCGCUGGAGCACCUGCAGGCCGUUGAUCUGUCGGGCAACUCCAUCUCUGGCCCUCCGUUCACUGCUGCCAUCUCCAAGUUCACUGCGUUGAGAGACAUCCAGCUCGCCCGCAAUGCCCUGGAUGCGCCUCUGGUAAACGACCUCUCCGCGCUCUCCAACCUGCAGAAGCUCGACCUGAGUGGUAACCGCAUCUCCGGCGCCCUGCCCGCAGGCCUGUCCGCCCUGACAGCGCUGGAGUGCCCUUACUCAUCCAUCAUUCCUCCAUCAACCCUCCGCUAUCACCCAUCUCCCCAUCCCCUCAUCAUCACCCAUCACCUCAUCCCCUCAUCACCCAUCACUCAUCCCUCCAUCAUCCAUCACCCAUCAACCCAUCGGCCCAUCACCCCAUUGUCCAUUCCCCACCUUCCAUUCCCCAUUCCCCAUUCCCCAUUCCCCAUUCCCCACAUCCAUCACUCCAUCCCGCAAACCCAUCACCCCAUCACCCAUCCCCACCCCCAUUACCCGUCCCUCCUUCAUCCCGCAUCCCCCAUCCCACCCAUCCCCCCAUCCCACCCAUCCCCCCAUCCCACCCAUCCCCCCAUCCCACCCAUCCCCCAUCCCACCCAUCCUUCCAUCCCACCCAUCCCCCCAUCCCACCCAUUCCCCCAUCCCACCCAUUCCCCCAUCCCACCCAUUCCCCCAUUCCCCCAUCACCUCACCAGCGAGUUGGGCAGCAACGCCUUCAGCGGCCCCCUGCCCGACAGCUGGAGUGCUCUCUCCAACCUGCACCUGCUGUCAGUGCCGCCCCUCCCUCCUUCCCUGCCUCUUCUUCUGCCGCCCCAUAAGCGUCCCCGCAUCGACCUGGCCAGUGCGGGGGUGCGCACCCCGCCACCGGACUCAUGUGACCUGGCCAGUGCAGGAGUGCGCACUGCUCCUCCAGACUCAUGGGCGGCACUCGCAUCACUCGAGAUCGUCUCGCUGCACAGCAACAACCUCACUGCGCCCUUCCCCGCCUUCCUGCUGCAGCUGCCCAACAUCUCCGACAUGUGCGUCUCUGUGGUAAGGCCCUGCCCCAUUCAUCCCUGCCCUCCAUACCCAAACAUGCGCAUCCACCAUCGCAACCAUCACAUACCAGUACCAUCGCCUCGUCUCCAUCUGUCCACCACCCGCCCCUCCAAACCACCCCCCUCCCCCCUUCUCCCCUUCUCCCCCCCUUCUUCCCUUCUCCCCCCCUUCUUCCCUUCUCCCCCCCUUCUUCCCUUCUCCCCCCCUUCUUCCCUUCUCCCCCCCUUCUUCCCUUCUCCCCCCCUUCUUCCCUUCUCCCCCCCUUCCCCCCUCCCCAGCGAGGUGUCCUCCAACUACCUGGACGGGUCGGUCCCUCAGCCUCCUGGUUUUUGGGAAUCCCACCACCCUCUCCUCUCACCGCCUACCCCUCCACAUUCCCCCCCUCCACCUCCCCCCCUCCCCAGCGAGGUGUCCUCCAACUACCUGAACGGGUCGGUCCCUCAGCCUCCUGCCGGCCGCUCUGCUCAUUUCAG
Messenger RNA from Closterium sp. Naga37s-1, 2012 nucleotides. NCBI's taxonomy places the organism in Eukaryota, Viridiplantae, Streptophyta, Zygnematophyceae, Desmidiales, Closteriaceae. The record is from the annotation of a GenBank genome assembly.